Molecule: messenger RNA, 783 nt
Organism: Tarenaya hassleriana
Lineage: Eukaryota; Viridiplantae; Streptophyta; Magnoliopsida; Brassicales; Cleomaceae
Product: protein translation factor SUI1 homolog 2-like
Exons: 6
Coding region: 226-567 (113 amino acids)
Biological process (GO): translational initiation
Molecular function (GO): translation initiation factor activity; RNA binding
Source: RefSeq, a predicted model, not a curated record
ACUUUCUAGGUCUUCUUCUAGUAUUUUCUUACCGUCCGGAGAGACAAGUUGCAGACUUGUCCGAAUUUAGGGUUUCUUUAUUCCUCUUUCUCUGAAUAAUCGAAAUCAUCGAAACCCUACUCUUUGGAUCAGGCAGCAGGAUUGCAGUUUUCCUUCUGAAAUCAUAUAUUUAUUCGUCUCAACAUCCCCGUUCUCUGCCCCUCAUAUCAACUAAGUUUCAUUUUCAUGUCUGAUCUUGACACCCAGCUUCCUACUACCUUCGAUCCGUUUGCUGAUGCGAAUGCUGAGGACUCAGGUGCCGGAUCAAAGGAGUACGUACACAUCCGUGUUCAGCAGCGGAAUGGUAGGAAAAGCUUGACAACCGUGCAGGGGCUGAAGAAAGAGUACAGCUACAGCAAGAUUCUUAAGGACCUUAAGAAAGAAUUUUGCUGCAACGGCACCGUGGUUCAGGAUCCUGAACUGGGACAGGUUAUCCAGCUUCAAGGUGAUCAGCGGAAGAACGUCUCCACGUUCCUUGUUCAGGCUGGGCUGGUGAAGAAGGAUAACAUAAAGAUCCAUGGUUUCUGAGCUCUGCUAUCACUGCAUAAGUUGCUGUACUCAGUGGAACAUCACCCUUAAACCCUCUUUUGUCUCCCUUUUGCUUCUGUAAUAUGAAAUUGCCGAGUAACCUCCCUUAAGGCAGACCUCUUUUCUGUGAUCUUUUUUGGAUAUACUGUCGUCUUGAUGAUUUGAAGUGUUUACAAAUUUCGGAAGAUUGAAUCCAAAACCGGAAUGGAGCGGGUA